Messenger RNA from Oppia nitens, 1172 nucleotides. RefSeq names its product cathepsin B-like. NCBI's taxonomy places the organism in Eukaryota, Metazoa, Arthropoda, Arachnida, Sarcoptiformes, Oppiidae. The transcript has 4 exons. The record is from RefSeq and is a predicted model, not a curated record. Gene Ontology annotation, cellular component: lysosome. Gene Ontology annotation, biological process: regulation of catalytic activity. Bases 70 to 1062 code for a protein of 330 amino acids. Gene Ontology annotation, molecular function: cysteine-type endopeptidase activity.
AAUAUUACUGCUGAAAAUCAUAUUAUUAUUACUAUUACUUUAGUUAAAUUGCCAUAACUUAAGUCAAUUAUGAAGUUUCUAAUUUUGCUUGCUACUUUAUUAGCAAGUUCAUUGCAAUCGCCAACUGGCCCUAAAAGUUUUGAUGAAAUCAUCGAUUAUGUUAAUAGUUUAGACACAACUUGGAAGGCCGGUAAAAAUUUUGAUGACUCGUAUACUUUGGAAGAUAUUAAAGUAAAAUUGGGUGCAUUAGAGGAACCGAAUCUGGUUUACCCUAAGCAUGAAAUCGAUGAAAAUAUCGAAAUCCCCGAAUCGUUUGAUUCUCGGGAAGCGUGGCCUCAUUGUGCGUCUAUUAAGGAAAUUAGAGAUCAGGGCUCUUGUGGUUCGUGUUGGGCUUUUGCAACAGUCGAAGCUAUUUCUGAUCGCAUAUGUAUUGCCUCUGAGGGCAAACAACAGGUAGAAAUCUCGGCUCAAGAUAUGGUCACGUGUUGCAGUUCAUGUGGUAUGGGAUGUCACGGUGGUUGGCCAUCGGCUGCUUGGAGUUACUACGUUCACACUGGUCUUGUGUCGGGUGGUCUCUAUAAUAGUAAAAAAGGUUGUCAGCCGUACUCUAUUGCCGGAUGCGAACAUCACGCUACCGGUCAUCUGCCGCCCUGUAAGAAAGAUUACGACCCGACACCCAAAUGUGAACACAAAUGUGCUGCCGGUUAUAACGCAACCUAUAAAGAGGAUAAACAUUAUGGCAGCAAAACAUAUGGAUUUUCAAACGAUAAUAAAGCACUUCAGGCGGAUAUCAUGAAGAAUGGACCGGUUGUCGCAGCUUUCACUGUUUACAACGAUUUCCUUCAAUACAAGUCUGGUGUAUAUCACCGAACAUCGGGUACAGUAGCCGGCGGUCACGCCGUUAAGAUUAUUGGUUGGGGCGUUGAAAACGGUGUCGACUACUGGCUUGUGGCCAACUCAUGGAAUGAAGACUGGGGUGACAAAGGAUUGUUUAAAAUCAAAAGAGGACAAAAUGAAUGUGGAUUUGAGGCACAAAUAGCAGCCGGUCUACCAAAACUGUAAUAACUAAAUAAUUACUGUAAUUACUGUUAAUAAUUGAUUUUUUAAAUUUUAUUAAAAGAUCUAUUUGUAAUAAAUUGUAUAUUAAUAAAAUUGGUUAUUAGUAUAUAAUA